Messenger RNA from Ilyonectria robusta, 1455 nucleotides. RefSeq lists its product as uncharacterized. The coding region runs from base 1 to 1455 and encodes 484 amino acids. Lineage: Eukaryota; Fungi; Ascomycota; Sordariomycetes; Hypocreales; Nectriaceae. Gene Ontology annotation, cellular component: endoplasmic reticulum. Gene Ontology annotation, biological process: peptidyl-proline hydroxylation to 4-hydroxy-L-proline. The transcript is spliced from 2 exons. Gene Ontology annotation, molecular function: procollagen-proline 4-dioxygenase activity; L-ascorbic acid binding; iron ion binding. The record is from RefSeq and is a predicted model, not a curated record.
AUGGCCAAGUCCAAAUCUGCCAAGCGGAAGCGCAAUGCGCAUGUCGAUCUCCCGCAAAAACACCCCAAAGCCGCAUCGACCCUUACGCCGCCUCCCGAUGGCGCAGCGCUCGAGCCCAAACACCUCAAGACGGUCGUCUCCGAUGAAGAGCUCGAGAUCACCAUCGACACGCUCACGUCCCUCGCGCAAUUCCCCAGCCUGACCAAGUCCAAGGCCUGCAAAGACCUGCGCGUCGCCGUCUACGACUUCCGCCAGGCCUGCACCACGGGCGUCAACACCGCUGAGGGCGCAAACCUGACGGCGCGCAUCACCGGUGCGCUCGUCGACGAGAAAUGGCUCGAGGCCAAGAUCCUGCUCGCCGAGAUGCGUAUCCGCGGCGAACAACCCAAGAUUGGUGCCCUGUGUCGCUGGGUGCGAGACUUGGAUGUCGUCAGUGGCCUCUCGACACAACCCGAAGCUCUCAACCACGUCCCGCUUGAGCGCAGCGCCAAAGAUAUGGAGCUUCUAGCCGUCCUCGAUGCCGUCCUGCGUGUCAGCACGCCGAUUGAUACCAGCCCGAACGCCGUCGACUCGACCUCCCCUAUCGCCUUCCAGUCCAUCUGGGACCUCCGACCGAAGACGGCGCCGCUCCAGGUCUACGCCUCCGUCCUCGACAAAUCCAUCCUGGCCGAGGCGCCCAAGUCUCCGUCCGCCCUCCGCAUCAUCGAACGAACCCCCGGCCCGCUCCGAAAACCUCCGAACCACCAUCCCGCGAUCCUCUACACAACCGCCCCGAACGCCGUCCCACUCGCUCCCAACGGCCCGGCCAUUACAUACCACCCCCACCCCGCCGUGCCCGGCCUCGGCCUCGCCAUGGACGUCCUCUCCGCCGCCGAGUGCAAGGCCAUUAUUGCAGCCGGCGAAUCCGUCAAUUUCCUGCCCGACGCACCCCUUCGCGAAGACGGAGACAUGAGCAUCCUGGCCCACAACUUCUACUGGGUCGUCGACACCACGUUCCACGACAUGCUCUGGGCGCGCAUCUCCCCGUACGUGCCGCCCUCAGUAAACGGCCGCCUGGCCCGAGGCAUCAACCGACGCUUCCGUGUGUACCGAUACGUCCCCGGAGCCGAGUACCGGUGCCACAUUGACGGAGCUUGGCCGCCGUCAGGCAUCCUCCCAGAUGACACGUACGUGUACGACUCGUCGCCCGAAGACAAGAGACAGAGCUCCAUGUACACCUUCUUGCUAUAUCUGAACGACGAGUUCGAGGGUGGAGAGACGACCUUCUUCAUGCCCGCCGCGCGGGAAGGAACCCUCAAUGCCUACCCUGUGCGACCUGUCAUGGGAUCCGUUGCCAUCUUCCCGCACGGAGAGUCCAAUGGCGCUUUGCUACAUGAAGGGACAGGAGUGAGGAAAGGCGCAAAAUAUAUUAUCAGGACCGACGUCGAGUACGACGUCAAGCCUUGUGAAGAAUGA